Mesorhabditis belari is the source of this 198-nucleotide messenger RNA. The record is from the annotation of a GenBank genome assembly. NCBI's taxonomy places the organism in Eukaryota, Metazoa, Nematoda, Chromadorea, Rhabditida, Rhabditidae.
AUGGAAAACGAGAGACUAGCCAAGAAGCCGAUUCCACAAAGUCAAGAAGCAACUCCAGCGCAAAAAAAGAGCAUUCCAAAGGUGGUCGUCACACAGCCAUCGAAUGGAAAUCUCUUUCCCCGUCCAUCCGUCUCCAGUUCGUAUGGCUCCGAAAUGGGAAACUACGAGAAAACGCAUUGCUGUUUUUGCAGUAUAUUG